Gekko japonicus is the source of this 1405-nucleotide messenger RNA. RefSeq names its product chromosome unknown open reading frame, human C6orf136. Bases 81 to 1262 code for a protein of 393 amino acids. The transcript has 6 exons. NCBI's taxonomy places the organism in Eukaryota, Metazoa, Chordata, Lepidosauria, Squamata, Gekkonidae. The record is from RefSeq and is a predicted model, not a curated record.
GAUUCUGAGGCGAGCGCGGCGGAGGGUGGGCUGCGCUUGCCGGAGGGGGUGGGGGAGCCGCCUGCCCCGUGCCCCCCGCCAUGUAUCAGCGGAGCCGGGCAGUCGCUGGACGCCUUGGGCCCCGGUGCUCCUGGGGUUGGGAGGGCAACACCGGAAGGCGCCGCUGGGCGCAAGGCGACUCGACUAGAUGCUGUUACCGGGCGCGGCCGCGGGACCUAGAUGCUUCUUGGGAUAAGCUACCGCCAGGGCUUGUCCCUGUGGCCUCCGUAGGGCCGACAUUCCACUCUUUCACCAGGAGGCCAUUGGAAGCCUCCACCACCCUCCCAGCUCUGCUCAGCCCUACACACGGCAGCUUUGCUGUGAUCGAUGGGAGUGAGUCAAAGACUAGACUUUGUUCGCCGACGCACCAGCCCAGCCUGGAGACCAGGGCCUUUUUCCGCCCCGCUGUGCUCUCUCCUCCCGAAGGCAUGGGGGGUGCCGUCACGUUGGUGAGCGGGAGGCAAGAAGAUGACAUCGUGGUCAGGGACGGCGAAGGGCUGGAUGGUGCCUCUUUAGACUCUUUGCACAGCCUGUUCCAUGGCUGGCAGUGCCGCUCACCCUACCAGGCUCCCGAGGUAGCACUGGGCCCACUCACACCCUUCAGGGCCACGACGGGGAGCCCAUCCCCAGCCAGUUCCUCGGGGAGUGACGAUUCCAGCAUGGAGGAGCAUCUCGCAGUCAUGCACCAGAAAUUACGGAGCGAGUUACCAAGCUUAUUUUUGAAGACCCACGACUAUGGAAUCUACUCCCAGGAUGUGGAGUUUGACAACGAGAUUCUGCACCUGAAAACGCGUGGCCGAGUCAUGUACCAGCUGGCACUGACCUUAUGCCGUUUCAUGGCCUGGAACUACUUUGCCGACUUGCGCAUGGAAGUGCUGAAGGUGACGCAGCACUCUGAGAACUGGAGCAUCCAAGCCCGGUGGCGUGUUACGGGGCUGCCUUUCCACGUCCUCCUGCUCCGCUUCUACAAGAGGGACAAGGCCGAGCUGUACAGGACCUAUGAUGCCUAUUCCACUUUCUUCCUAGAUUCCCAAGGAUUAAUUAAAUGUCAUAGGGUCAGCAAGCUGAUGCCAUCCCAGCCUCCCCUGACCAAGGUGAAAAGGCUCCUGGUCGCCUCCUUGCUGGGCCUGGGGCUCUCUGACCAGAGACCCUCCCUGCAGCUCUUCUUCAUGGCUCUGGCUGGCAAGCAGCAGGGCCUUCCGGUAGACUGCCAGAACAGCUGAGGCCGAGCGUGCGUCUCGUGUUCCUUUUUAGUGCGCCUGCCCCACCGCAGGGUGAGGCUUGUCGCUAGCGGCUCAUUGUGCAUCCGUGUUGCCUCUGCACAGGGAGGGUGGGCCUGGCCUCUUGUUGCUGCUGUUAAAUCCCA